This is a messenger RNA of Pseudozyma flocculosa PF-1, 1161 nucleotides long. RefSeq lists its product as uncharacterized. Gene Ontology annotation, molecular function: SNAP receptor activity. The coding region runs from base 1 to 1161 and encodes 386 amino acids. The record is from RefSeq and is a predicted model, not a curated record. NCBI's taxonomy places the organism in Eukaryota, Fungi, Basidiomycota, Ustilaginomycetes, Ustilaginales, Ustilaginaceae. The transcript has a single exon. Gene Ontology annotation, cellular component: SNARE complex; endoplasmic reticulum. Gene Ontology annotation, biological process: retrograde vesicle-mediated transport, Golgi to endoplasmic reticulum.
AUGUCCUCCUUAGCCGCACCACCACCACCGCUCGCAGGACCGAGCUCAUCAUCGCACUCGACCUCGACCCCGUCCUCGUCUUCAGCACGUCCAGGGGCAAACGCAAGGCAGAUCUCCGCCCUCGUCCGCCACAUCCCCGCACUCACACUCCGCACAGACGACCUCUGCAUCCAUGCCUCGGCGAAUCAGGGUCGGGAACAGACACAAGCCGCCGCCGCCGCCGCCACUCUCCUCGCCGACCUCGACGCCGCUUCGGCCCGCCUCGUGGCCUCUGGCAUGGUCGUAGAGCACAGGUCCAGGCUGCAACGCCAGAUCGACGCCGACAUUGUGCGCACUAAAGCUGUCCUCGAGUCGGCCAGUAAGCAGCAGUCCCGCGGCGCAACAUCAUCAGCCACAGUGGCAGACAGCAGCCUCAAGAGGCCCAGAUUCACCGACACCACGUUCGGCAGCAGCUCGUCAAGGCCCACCCAGCCUCCCCUCGAUCAGUCCCGCGCAACACUCACCCCAGCCCCGUUCACCGCCGAUGACGACGAAAAGGACGACGACGACGACGACGACGACGACCUGGAAGACGACUCGGAAGCAGAGUCGGAGCUAACCGACCUCGACGCCUACGACCUCGAGCCUCGCAAGCCCCUGGGUGGUCUCAAGCCCACCGCGCCCUCCCCUGCCGCACCCAAAAAGUGGUCCGAGGCGGCCGACCAAGACCAGGACGUAGAAGCAGAGCUCGACGAGUACGACCGCGCCGCCGCAUCUCGCCGUCCCCGAGGGCCACAGGGCACCCCCACCACCUCGUCAUCAUCGCCCACCGGUCCGAACGCGCCCGCUACCGCAUCGCCGCCGCCGCCGGCCAACCAGUCCGACACGAUCCUCCAGUCGGACCGGGCAACGCACGAGGCGCUCUCGUCGGAGCUGCUCCGCAUGGCCUCGGUGCUCAAGACCAACUCGCUCGCCUUUGCCGACGCCCUCGAGCGCGACCGCAUGCUCGUCGAAAAGGCCGGCGACGGCCUCUCGUCCAACCUCGACCUCAUGACGCGCACCCGCGGCCGCCUCGGCAUCUACAGCAAAAAGGCAAGGAGCAUGGGCUGGCUCACCCUCGGCUCCAUCGCCGUCGUCGUCGUCAGCUGGGUCUUUAUGUUUUUCGUCAUCCGCCUCACCUAG